AUGUUUCCGGUUUUGGCCCUCGCCAUCUUCUGCGGCCUCCUGGCCCAGAACACCCAAGGAUAUGCCAGCCCUCAGGCCAUUGUCAAUCUUGGACCAGAAAUGCUUCAGCGCCGUAAGUCAAGGGUUUGCACAAGGGGCUCUAGGGGGCUCUUCCCUGACCCUGCCUGGCGCUGCUUCCCUUUGCUUCAUUGAGCCAGACGGCACGUGGAUGCUCUGAACAUUGCAAUCCAAAGCCCGUUUUCUCUCCUCAUGUACAAGCCUCAGCCGAUACAAGUCUGUGCCCCUUAACCCUCAGCUUCCAAGCAGGAACUAAGAAGUGCCUGAGCCACUGGCUCCAUUCAUAUUCAGGAAUUGGCUGCAUUUAUUAGGAAAAGGAGGGACGCAGGUGGCACUGUGGGUUAAACCACAGAGCCUAGGACUUGCUAAUCAGAAGGUCGGCGGUUCGAAUCCCCGUGACGGGGUGAGCUCUCAUUGCUCGGUUCCUGCUCCUGCUAACCUAGCAGUUCGAAAGCACGAAGUGCAAGUAGAUAAAUAGGUACCACUCCGGUGGGAAGGUAAACGGCGUUUCCAUGCGCUGCUCUCAUUCACCAGAAGCGGCUUAGUCCUGCUGACCACAUGACCCGGAAGCUGUACGCCGGCUCCCUCGGCCAAUAAAGUGAGAUGAGCGCCGCAACCCCAGAGUCGGCCACGACUGGACCUAAUGGUCAGGGGUCCCUUUACCUUUUUACUUUUAUUAGGAAAAGAACUUCCUUCUUUUGCGUUGUAUACCUGACUGUUGGCUGUAGACAUAGGUAAUUUUCAUUUGAGCAACGAUGGUUAAAUUGUCCCUUUCCUCUCCUUUUUAAACUGCUUGGUCUACACAAGAGGGUGGCGUUCCCCUCUCUAAAAAGUUUGGCAAGCGCCGCUCUAGAUUCUCAAGCCCAUAAGCAGAAUAGUCCCUCUGACCCCAUCAAUCUCUAACCUGCCCUUUUCACAUUGGCUUUCAGUGAUUUCCCAUCGGUUGGACAGCCAGGCUCUGGUCGGCCGUCUCCAGAAUUUGCCCCUCCAGAGCAUCUUGCAAGGUGGUUCCGGCGGAUUGCUGGGCCUGGGAAACCUCCCCGUCCUCGGAGGCUUGGUGGAUGGGCUUCUGGGCAACAUCUUGGGGUGAGCUGUGGGAUGUGACAGCCGGAAUCUGGAGUGCGCUACUGAAAAAAGACAGCUUAAAAGGUUGCACCUUCUCUGCAAGGUCCAGAGUUGGGCAACAGGAGAACAGGCCUUUUCUGUGGUGGCUCCCCAUGUGUGGGAUGUCCUUGAGGCACCAGGCAAAAGCAUAAUUCUUUACCCAGGACUUCAACCCUUAAAUACCGUAUUUUUUGCUCUAUAAGACUCAUUUUUUCCCUCCUAAAAAGUAAGGUGAAAUGUGUGUGCCUCUUAUGGAGCGAGUGCAGGCUGCGCAACUAUUACAGAAGCCAAAACAGCAAGAGGGAUUGCUGCUUUCACUGCGCAGCGAUCCCUCUUGCUGUUCUGGCUUCUGAGAUUCAGAAUAUUUUUUUUCUUGUUUUCCUCCUCCAAAAACUAGGUGUGUCUUGUGGUCUGGUGUGUCUUAUAGAGCGAAAAAUAUGGUAAUCUAUGCUCUGUUAAAGCUGGGGACACGGGGGACCGGUGUUAUGAUUUUAUUAUUAUGCCGUCUGUUAUUACGCUGUUUAUUAUGCUUUAUUUCUGUGCUCCGUAAAAUACGUUCUAAAUGUUGUGCCCUUGCCAUUCUGAACAGGGUGAAGAUCAGAAACAUAGAGCUUCUCCGACUCGACAUCCGUUUGGAUGAGGUAGCAAAGCACAUUAUUGUGACCGUCCCAGCAGAUGUGGAGAUUGAAAUAAAUCUGUGAGUGCUUCCCCGCGGUUCUUAAAGGGUGGCUGGGUGGAACAGGACACAGGUGGGCUGAUAGGGGAGCCUGGAUUUCAAAAAACGCUGUAAGAUCAGUGCAUUCCAACACAGAAAGGUUUGUGGAUUCCGUCCCUUGUUGUUGUUGUUUAGUAGUGUCCGACUCUUCGUGACCCCCUGGACCACAGCACGCCAGGCACUCCUGUCUUCCACUGUCUUCCGCUGUCUCUCUCACCCCCCUAUGUGGAAAGAUAAGAGGGACAGUAUGCCCCCCAUCCAAUGUUUUCCCCACCACAAGUGAAAAACAGUAGAGGCAGAGCGAAGGAGUCUGGGAUGUUGUUGUUGUUUAGUCCUUUAGUCACGUCCGCCUCUUCAUGACCCCCUGGACCAGAGCAUGCCAGGCACUCCUGUCUUCCACUGCCUCCCACAGUUUGGUCAAACUCAUGUUGGUCGCUUCUGUAACACUGUCCCACCAUCUCGUCCUCUGUCGUCCCCUUCUCCUUGUGCCCUCCAUCUUUCCCAACAUCAGGGUCUUUUCUAGGGAGUCUUCUCUUCUCAUGAGGUGGCCAAAGUCUUGGAGCCUCAGCUUCACGAUCUGUCCUUCCAGUGAGCACUCAGGGCUGAUUUCCAGCAGAAUGGAGAGGUUUGAUCUUCUUGCAGUCCAUGAGACUCUCAAGAGUCUCCUCCAGCACCAGAAUUCAAAAGCAUCCAUUCUUCGGCCAUCAGCCUUCUUUAUAGUCCAGCUCUCACUCCUCACUUCCAUAUGUCACUAUUUCCGUCCCUAAGACCUUGCAAAGCGCCCAUCACCAAGGAUGAAGAGGAACCUAAGGAGCUGUCGUGUACCAUUGACCCACCAGUCUACACUGGCUGGCAGCAGCAAUGGCUCUCCAGGUUGCAGACAGCGGCUGCCUCCCAGGCCUGCCUGGAUUGAGCCUUCUGCAUGCGGAGCAGGUAUCCCCCCACUGAGCUACCCUUUGGGUCACAAGCCAAAAGAAGCAAGCCAAGUUUGCUCUGGAGGACACAGCUGUACCAGGAGAAGGUCUCCCAGUUGUGCUGCAAGGGAAACGGUGUGCUUUGUCAAAUGUCUAGAUUUUAGAGAAUCUUAGCAGAGUUGGAAGGUACCCAAGGGUCAUCUAGACCAACCCCCACAAAGCAGGAAUUGCAACAAGUGCAUUCCUGACAGAUGGCCAUCGGAGGUGGUGUCUUACCUAAAGUAUGUAUUAACGCCCAUUUCCUUCCCCGUUUUUAGGCCACUCAGUUUAGGCAGGCUCCUUCACGUCAAGCUGUACCUGGACAUCCAGGUUGCUGUUCGAAUCCUGACAGACCCAGUGAGCGGCCAUGUGAAACUGGUUGUUGGGAAUUGCCACAAUAACCCUGGCCACCUUAGAAUCACCCUCCUCAACAAGUGAGUAUGGAGUCAUAGAACUGGAUAGAUGCCAAUCCUUUUGGAUCAAGAAGGAGACUGGGAGGAAAGGCUGUGGCCUUCAAGAUCACAGAAAUGUUGAGCUGGAAGGGCUCUCUCGUUCGGCCCCCUGCAAUGCAGGAAUCAAGGACUCCUCUGUUCCUUUCUGCAUCAGUUGCCUUAGAUCAUGGGUAGGCAAACUAAGGCCCGGUGACCGGAUCUGGCCCAGUCGCCUUCUAAAUCCGGCCCGCAUACGGUCCAGGAAUCAGCGUGUUUUUACAUGAGUAGAAUGUGUCCUUUUAUUUAAAAUGCAUCUCUGGGUUAUUUGUGGGGCAUAGGAAUCGUUCUUCUUUUUUCCAAAAUAUAGUCUGGCCCCCCACAAGUUCUGCGGGACAGUGGACUGGCCCCCUGCUGAAAAAGUUUGCUGACCCCUGCCUUAGAUAGCCACUCCUCUCUGCCUAACAAUAGAGCCGGGGCUGUUCUGUCCCCGCCGCCGCCGCCCCCUAUCACAGGGCAAAUAUGACCAUGGGGGGGGGGUCCCUGCUGAACUCACACAGAGGCUCCUUGGGCAGUGCAGAAUCCCGACCACACAGACUCCCUGCUGCAGAUGUUUGCAGAGGGCUGUGGGGACUGACCCCCCUGGUGUGACAGAGGGGUGAGAGCAGCGCACAUGUCCCUGCCCUGACACGUUCUCCCUUUGUUCCAGCAAAGGACCUCUUCUCCAGACCGUCAAUAACCUCCUGCGAGCAGUGACCGACAUUCUGGAAAAGACGGUUCCCCAUCUGCUGCAGAAAGAGGUGAGUCGUGUGCUGCUUCCUUCUGGUCCGCUUGCGGGGCACAAAGGCCAGUGGUCCUCCUGGGGUCUGGCUUGCUGAGAUGCUCCUGAACUGCGCAUGAGAGCAACACACAUGCAGACACACUCCAUUGUGAGCCCCUGAGAAUGACUCCUCUCCCUUGUCAAUCACCUGAGUGGUUUUCUUUUUCCCCUGCUUUGUUUUUUUGGCAGCUCUGCCCACUUGUCAACAUGCUGCUAGAAGAUGUGCUGAAUUUGCUCCAAGGUGAGAAUCUUCCCCAGGGUUCCUCUGCAUUUGUCUCCUCUGUCUCCCUUUCUGUCUUUCCUUAUCCCCAAGCACUUCUGCCCGAAAGUGUUGUGGAAGACAGAGGCCACAGUCACAUAAUAAUAAUAAUAAUAAUAAUAAUAAUAAUAAUAAUAAUUUAUUUAUACCCUGCCCAUCUGGCUGGGCCCCCCCUGCCACUCUGGGCGGCUUCCAAUAAAAUAUUAAAAUGCAAAACCUAUUAAACAUUAAAAGCUUCCCUAAACAGGACUGCCUACAGAUGCCUUCUAAAAGUCUGGUACUUGUUCUUCUCUUUGACAUCGAGUGGGAGGGCGUUCCACAGGGCUGGGGCCACUGCCAAGAAGGCCCUCUGCCUGGUUCCCUGUAACUUGGCUUCGGUCCAGUAUCCCUGAAGGAGUGUCUCCACCUCCAUCGUUCUGCCUGGACACUGAGGUCCAGCGCUGAGGGCCUUCUGGUGGUUCUCUCGCUGCGAGAAGCAAAGCUACGGGGAACCAGGCAGAGGGCCUUCUUGGUAGUGGCACUGUUUAGGGAAGCUCUGUAGCAGUAGCUCUGUUUAGGGAAGUUUUUAAUACAGUGGUACCUCGGAUUAAGUACUUAAUUCGUUCUGGAGGUCUGUUCUUAACCUGAAACUGUUCUUAACCUGAAGCACCACUUUAGCUAAUGGGGCCUCCUGCUGCCGCCGCGCGAUUUCUGUUCUCAUCCUGAAGCAAAGUUCUUAACCCGAGGUAAUAUUUCUGGGUUAACAGAGUCUGUAACCUGAAGCAUCUGUAACCUGAGGUACCACUGUAUUUAAUGCUGUAUUGUGUUUUACACUUGAUUGGGAGUCACCCAGAGUGGCUGGGGAAACUCAGCCAGAUGGGCGGGGUAUAAAUAAUAAAUUGUUGUUGUUGUUGUUGUUGAACAACAGAGCAGGCAGCAACAAGAAACUCUGGACUCCAUCCACACACUGCGAAAUUGGUUCGCUUCCACCAGCCUUGCCUGCAUUGCAUUCCCCCCCCCCGCAGCCCUCCCCUGUGUUGACGAUUUCUCCCUCUGCCCUUCUCCCCCAGGCUCCUCGUCCUCCUAUGUGCACGGAGACAUGAUCCAGCUGCGACCCUCAUCCACCUCUCUCCGCAACGGAGUCAUGCAAAUUGGCUAUGAAGUAAAUCAGGGCUGGUUACUGCCGGGGGGCGGGGAGGCCAGGAGCGUCUCGCCAGGAGGGGUCCAGGAGGUGGCCCUCAAUGCAGUUCUCCCCCUGGGACCUUUGCUUUUUCCUCCAUGUUGCUUUGUUAAUCUAUAUCUUUUGAAUCAUAAAAAAAUGUAAUGCCCUGUGGGGAUUUGAGCCCUGAUCUCCUUGGCCCAUGUUCAACAGAGGAUGUGGGUUAUGCUGGCCUCAAUCUAACUAGUUGUAGCUGUCACUCAACCACUUUGAUUGGCAUAACUGGCGCUGUUAGAGGUGCUGUGUAAGACCCUUUCCACGUGGGUAAGAACUCAAUCUUUCAGCGUAGCCGCACCUACACUUUGGAACUCCCUUCCUAUUGAUGCCAGACAGGCACUUUCACUGUACAUUUUUGGGUGCCUGCUAAAAGCAUUCUUGGGGACGCGGGUGGCGCUGUGGGUUAAACCACAGAGCCUAGGGCUUGCUGAUCAGAAGGUCAGUGGUUCGAAUCCCCGCAACGGGCUGAGCUCCUGUUGCUUGGUCCCUGCUCCUGCCCAGCUGGCAGUUCGAAAGCACGUCAAAGUGCAAGUAGAUAAAUAGGUACCACUCCAGCGGGAAGGUAAAUGGCGUUUCCGUGCACUGCUCUGGUUUGCCAGAAGCGGCUUAGUCAUGCUGGCCACAUGACCCGGAAGCUGUACGCCUGCUCCCUCGGCCAGUAAAGCGAGAUGAGCACCGCAACCCCAGAGUCGGCCACGACUGGACCUAAUGGUCAGGGGUCCCUUUACCUUUACCUAAAAACAUUCUUGUUUAGACAAGCCUGCCCAGAAAGGAAACUUAAGUCUACUGUUGUUUUAACUUUCCAAAAACCUUAAAUUAUCAUUGUUCGUUUUCUUAUUGUUUUACUUUUUCCGCAGUCAAACAGUGCGUAAUUUUUUAAUGAAAUGAAUGCAUAAAAUAAACCUCUCUGCCCUGACUUCUCUGUUGGAGACAGUGUGCCUCUCAAUGCCCAUUGUGGGAAUCACAAGUGGGGAGAGUCUGGCUGUUGCACUAAGAACCUAAGAAGGGCUGGUUGCUGGAUCAGGCCAAUGGGGGCCCAUCUAGCCCAGGAUCCUGUUCUCACAGGGGCCAACCGGAUGCCUCAAAAGGAAAACCGCAAGCAGGAUCUGUGCGUAAGAGUAACACUCUCCCUUACCUUCUGAAUGCUAUUCAGAAACAUUCCUGGAAAGCUUGCAUUGCUGCAAAAGUUGGGGUCCCCUCUACACCUCCUGGCAGUUUAUAACCAUGUAUAGAAUGCCCAAAUUUGGAGAAUGAACUUGCAAUUCAUGUGUCGGGGUUAGGCCCGCUUGGACUGGGCUCAGAUAGAUCCUGUUUGCUCUUCUGUCUUGUCUUUCCUUUCUAGGGCACCGUCCGCCUGCCUGGAGGGCAGAACUACAUCGUCCCCUCUGGCACCGCCCCCCUUCCCCAUGCGCCCCUUGGCGACGCUCCCAUGAACAUGCUCCUCAGCGACCACCUGCUGAGCGCGAUGCUCAGAGCUUUCUUGACUCCAAGGGCUAUAAACAUCCACAGUCCACAGGAGGUAUGAGUUCAUUUUAGCAUUUCAACAUUUUAAAUGCAUUGCAGUCGUACCUUGGAAGUCAAUGGAAUCCGUUCCGGAAGUCCGUUCGACUUCCAAAAUGUUUGCUUGGGUUUUUCAGCCACACAGGUUAUAGCAAGCAAUUGUGAAAUAUACUCGGAGUCAAGAGUGGAUUUCAUGCUCUUUAUUCAGGUCAUAGUGGUGAGGAGGAAUGGAAGUUCCCCCAGAAUGUCUGCUUUAUAUACAUUAUUUACACAAUGGGCCCCACAUGAUUGGCUAAUUCCAGGAUUAACCUGUAGGCCAAUCAGGUUGCGGAUUCACUUCCACCUGGAGCUGGAUUGGGAGGUUCCUGUGGACCAAUCAGACUGCUGCAUUCUGGACCGUAUUGUUCCAGGACCAAUCAGACUGCUGCAUUUUGGAUCCUAUUCAACUCAGUACAUAACUGAAGAGUUAUGUAAUAUGCAGAAUAGCUAGGGGUGAACCAAUGGAGGAAAAAACUGAAUAAUAUUAUAAUUUUAGAAUACCUAACUAUGAAGAAACAUAGAAUGAAAGGGUUUAAGGUCAGUGAGAAAGAGAAGGGUUGGUUUGAGAAGAUAUUGAAUUAUUUGGGUAGGUUUGAACAAUUUGGGGCAAUUAAAAUGUUAAAAGUUCAAUAAACCUUGUGGAGGGAGAAGUGUUAUGAUAUAUAGAAGUGUACAUAUGGUUGAUUUGAAUAUUUUAUUAUUGAAUAUUAUCGAAUAUGUAUAUUAUUAAAUAUGUAUAUUAUUGAAUAUGUAUACCCAAUGUAUCAGCCGCCUGACACUAUUUGUGUUUUGGUGGUUGGUAAAAAAUAAAAUAUUAAGAAAAAAAAGUUUGAAAACCAAAUCGCGGCUUCUGAUUGGCUGCAGGAAGCCCCUGCAGCCGAUCAGAAGCCAUGGAAGCCCCGUCAGUCGUUUGGGUUCCAAAAGAGCAUUCGCAAACCAGAACAAUCACUUCCAGGUUUGCCAAAACGUCUGAGUUUCAGGGCGUUCGGAAUCCAAGAUACAACUGUAUUGGGAAACAGGUGUUGAUGGAUAGCUUGAAGACACCUCGAAGCUUAAGCCCUUUCAAGGCAGAGAUUUGGGUGCAACUUUGCCAAAUUCACUACUGAAUCUCAACGUAAUCCAAUCUUUGUGUGUCGCAUGGCAAGUCGAAAUUGAUCAGUAUUUCCCAGACAAAGGUGUGACUCACCUACUUCUGCUUGUCCCAUGGCGAGGAAGCGCAAGUCUGAGCAGCUUUCCAGGCAUGGAUCCGAGUGGUUUUGCUUUCCCCCACUUCUUUCCCCCUAACAACCCAAACUUUAGCACUAAAUUGGAGCAAACGACAAUCUGGAGAAAACCUAAUUGAUGUUUGCUCCAAUUCAGCGCUAAAAAUUAGGUUUUCCCAGGGGAAAGCAGUGGGGGAAAUGGAAGCAUGGAUGAAGCCCCAGGAUGCAGCUCCCACUUAUCUCAAGCCUAUACAUGCUGAAAAUUGUGUGUUUUAAGAGAGAAUGCCUUCAAACUACAAAUUUAGCUUAUUAGUCGCCCUUGUUUUUGUCAAUGCAACCCAAAGGGACUUACAACAAUAAAUAUAUAACAUACAUUAAAACUAUUGCUAUGGGGCCAAGUUCAAGGUGAUACGUAUAGAGCCCUUACAACAACUUGGGACCAGUUUACCUACAAGAUCGCUUUGCCCCAUAUGCUCCCAUCUGAUCACUUCAAUCCGGGGAGAAUAGGCCCUAUUAUGGGUGCCACAUAAAUUUUUGUUAUGUGUUAUCUUAAAAUAUUCGUCCCAUCCCCCAAAAUAAAAACGAGUUCCCUCGUCUGGGUUAAUCUUAGCUUUGAAGGAGAAAAACCGAGAAUAUAAACUCUUUCUUCUUCUUUCCGUUUCUUCAAAGAUUACUGCAUUCAGUCGACAGAUGGCAGCUCUGUCUGGUUUUAAGGUCAGUAUUUUUUAAGAUCCAUCAUUUCUAGCCUCCCUCUGCCAAUAAAUGAUGUAUGUAUGCAUGUAUAUGCAUAUUAUUACUUCUACUGUGGCAGGACCUUUGGAACUCCCCGCCUAUUGACACCAAUCAGGUGGGGGGUUUUUUUGCAAUGCCUAUCCAGAUGGAAAGCGGCAAGGAUUUUCAUCUGUAUGUAGUUUAUUUGCAUCUUAAUUAUUUGCAAUCUUAAUUAUUAUUUGCAUGUUAUAAAUAGCUGCUUUUAAUCAUUUCACAGGUCCUUUUACUGCUUUGUUGUUUUCUGCAAGCUGCUUUGAGGAUAUUCUUUGCAACCAAGUGGUAUAAAAAUGUUAUGAAAUCAAUCAAUCAAUCAAUCAAUCAAAUACUCUGCAGGGCUUGAUGCAUAGUCAUAAUAUUUAUGGAGCGAAGUGCUAAGUGAGAGUCUCUUUGAAGCCUGAUUGUGCUCAGGGGUCUCCUCUUCAUGUCUUGGAUCCUUGCAGGGCGCAAUACGAGCCUUGCAAGUCUCCUACGGGGCUCCUGUCCUCGCCAUGACCGUAGGAAGGAUCGAGGUGAAGCAGAAUAUCGACGUCAAGGUGUACAGCGGCCGGCAUCUCUUCACUGUCCGUGCUGUAAGUAGCUGGGACACCAAAAUAUAAUAAUAAUAAUAAUAAUAAUAAUAAUAAUAAUAAUAAUAUAUGGGCCUGCCGGGCUCAGGGCAGCUAACACCAAUAAAAUCACAGUAAAAACAUAAUAGGGGAAGGCGGGGGGAAACGCCUGCAACCCCACCUCCUCCAUAGGGCGGAAGUGGCUUUGCAAAAAGCCCACCUGGAUCAGACCAAAGGGACUGUGUAGCUCAGCAUCCUGUUUCUCCCAGAGGCCACAGAGAUGCUCCCAUGAAGCCCCGAAGCAAACCAUCCCAGGAAUUCCCCUUUUCCCCAAGGUUCAUUUCAGAAUGCAGCAGCAUUUCAAGUUAACAGCAAUCUUCUUUUCAAUCACAGACGGUGACUUCGCUUGGUGCUGUUUCUGUGGCCGGAGGGAGCCUGAGACUCACUCUUCACCUUGAAGGGUAAAGAACACCCCCCCCCCCCAUUUAUUUUGCAACACAGGAACAUAAAAAGAGCCUGCGCUGGGGAAGGAAGCUCAGAUCAGUCGCAUUACCGUGCAAUAUUGGGGGUGCCUUGAAAUCAGCCGCCCUGCUCUCCCUCACGCAAAGAGCGAUAUAUUGCUGCGUAUUGCCGGGUCAAAAGCGUUACAGUGGUACCUCUGGUUGCGAACGGGUUCCGUUCCGGAGCCCCGUUCACAACAGGAGCAGAACGCAACCCGCGUCUGCACGUCUGCGCAUGCGCGGGUCGCGAUUCACCACUUCUGCGCAUGUGCGUGACAUCAUUUUGAGCGCAUGCACGAGCUGCGAAACCCGGAAGUAACCCAUUCCGGUACUUCAGGGUCUCUGCGGGACGCAAACUGAAAACACUCAACCUGAAGCAAACGCAACACGAGGUAUGACUGUAUUGCGUUAUGUGAUUUCAAAAGUGAUUUUGGCCAAUAUAUUGAAAAACCGCACAGCACUAAAACAGACCAUACAAUUUGUGAUAUUACCAUGCCAAACUGGGGGGGGGGGAAUAGUUGGGGGGAGGCAAGGGAUGGGGCCGCAGACCCCCCUGCGGACCCCUAAUUGGGAACCACUGCUCCAAAGGCUAGAAGGGGAAUGGGACUUGGGGGGGCAGAAAUCCACUCUGACUCCAGCAGGAGCCUCUCACUGGAGGCCAGCUCCCUCUGCAGCCAGAAGGAAUUUUGGGGAUGCGUCCAAGGGAACGGGGGCAAUUGACAGGCCCCCAGCUGGCUCAAGCCCACCGGCCGGCAGCCGGGCGAUCUCGGGUCCUUGGAUCAGCAAGUAAACUGCGAGUUGAGCCUCAGAAACCUUCAGAGGUUGACCAUGCAAGCCAGCAGAGAAAAUAACUCUUUGCAACAGAAGGGCAGAGAGAGGCUGUGCAAAGCGUAUUUACAGGCAUUUGAUUCAGCAUCAGGACAAAAGGGAAAACAUGUCUGCUCCCCUUCAUGUCCAAGCAAAAGGGCAUAAGCAAAAGCUAUGCACAAGACAGAAGUUCCCAGCAAGCUGUGCUAGAGAGUAAACAGACAUGUGACAUACAACAAUCCACACAUCUGUUUUAAGGUGGAAUGGAACAUCAAUAUCCUAACUGGAAUAUCAUCAUAGAAUUGUAGAUUUGGACUAGUUGGUUUAAAUACAACAUUUCAGGUUGUUGCUCAGAUGCAACAGAGCCGUUCCUUAGCAAAGAGAAACUUUUGGCCAAAACACGUGUUUUUUUUGUGUGUGUUUUUUUAAAAAAAAUCUCCUGUUUUAUUGUUUCUUUUCAGGAUUGACAAUCUCUCCUUGAUCAACUCUUCAGUUGGAAACUUUGAUGUAAGUAGCAUAUCCCAAGAAAGCAGUGGCUAAGCCUGUAAACUAGGAAAGUCUUACCUCAGCCCCAAGCUUAGUAAACCUCCAGCUUCCCAUUCCAAUUGUGCCUCCUACAAAUAGGCUGGGGGAUGUUGGGGGUUCACUUUUGCUCAGCUCUAGAGGAGAGCUGUCCUGUUCUGUGCAAGGGAAAAGGAAAUUCCCUUUGGGGGUUCAAGGGCAGAGGCUCAGUCGAGAUUCCUGGUUAGCCAGACUUUAUUCAGUAACGCAUUACAGGGUGGAAUAGAGUCAUAUAAAAAAUGCCGUGAAAAUGCUUUUUUAAAAAAACGUUUUGAAAAAUAUAUUGAAUCUGCCAUAGCUCACCAUCGCCAUCUAGUGUCACAUUUGUAUAAUGCACAUUAAAAAGGUAAAGGGGCCCCUGACCAUUAGGUCCAGUCGUGGCUGACUCCGGGGUUGCGGCGCUCAUCUCGCUUUAUUGGCCGAGUGAGCCGGCGUACAGCUUCCGGGUCAUGUGGCCAGCAUGACUAAGCCGCUUCUGGCAAACCAGAGCAGCGCACGGAAACGCCGUUUCCCUUCCCACCGGAGCGGUACCUAUUUAUCUACUUGCACUUUGAUGUGCUUUCGAACAGAUAGGUGGGCAAGAGCAGGGACCAAGCAACGGGAGCUCACCCUGUUGCGGGGAUUCGAACUGCCAACCUUCUGAUCGGCAAGUCCCAGGCUCUGUGGUUUAACCCACAGCGCCACCCAGGUCCCAUAAUGCACAUUACAACACACUUUAAACAUUUUAUUUGCAGCUGUAUAGCUGAGUCCCAGGACAGAGUCGAAACAGUCUGCAAGAGCUUUCCAUUGUGACACAUUAUAUUGGAAGGAGUGUCAUCUAGGUUGUUCCAUCUUUUCCCCAACCAUCUCUCAUCCAACCACAGUCCUUUUUAUUUUUACUGUACAUGCAGAGCCUUCCUUGCUCCAUAACUGGAGCAGAUUUUCACUCUCAGCUUUGGGCACCUCCUGAACUGGUUCUUGCUGUGGUCCGGUCUCUCCCUUGUGUGCAUGAAGCUGGCCUCACUGAUAAUUCUUUUUUUGCAGAAAUUUUACCUUACGGGACACCCCUUUGCAGAGGGUGUGUGUGUGCCCUUUGCAGGUUGGAGGGGCUGCGUUUAAAUUACUGUGGUUUGUUUGUUUUGCACAGCUUAAGAACUGCUUCCCAGCAGUGAAUAAUAAUAAACAUACAUUAAAACCGUUCUAUCCGUCCAUGCAAAUGUUUGGAAAUGCUUUUUGACAUUUAAAUUGAAUAUCUCUAGAAACACAAGCAUGAUCAGCAAUGCAGCAGCAAAGUUGUGAUGGAGAUGAAAACUUGCUUCCCGGGCUUCCGGGUUGGCGCCUCCGACAAUGGCGGAGCUCCUCCGAUCGGGAGGAACUUGCUCCGUGAAAAGCAGGGUCUGGCCGCCACGGCGAAGGCGGGGACCCAUUGAAAUCACAAGCAGGAGAAGCUUGUGAACCUGGGAUUCGGCUGGCACCUUUUGCGCCUCCCCUACUCACGGGGAAACCUGGUUUCGGGGAUCCGGAGCAACGUGGGGUGAGCGGCGUGGUGCUUCGAACUGACUGCUUCUUUCACAGAGGGAAGCCGCAUUGCUGUUGCCGGAGAGCGCUGACUUUUUUCUGUGGACAAUCGGAUUUUAAACAACUACCCGUGAGUAGAACGGAAAAUUGGAUCUUUAAAUACCUUAAUUUGGCACCGAAACGGGGAAGGUCUUAAACAGGAAGUCCGCCUUCCCCUUUUUGUAAAUAGAUUGAAGCAAAGACGUUAUAAGCUAAAGUCUUUGAAAGCUUUUGGCAAGGGAUUAAAUUUUCAUCGGUUAAAGCUACAGAGCCCCCCUUGGAAGCAGGAGAAGAGGGGGGAGAUUUUGGACUUAGUGAGCCUGCAGGAGAGAGUGAAAAACCAAAUUACCACUGCCCCAAACCUGGUAAGGGCUGCCAGAAAGAGUGAAGUUUUGGGAGAGUUCAUUGACUGUGAACAAAACAUUUUUGACAGCUAGUUAAAUAAGAAAAAGAUACUGUUUCCAUUGUUCCCUCCUGCGCUUAAAAAGGAGGAAAAGUAAUUGGAAACUGAAACUAUUUUCAUGGCUUGAAUUGUGUCUGAAAGGAUUGAUAUAAGUGGAGACUGUUUCCCUCUAGAGGGAGUUUUUGAAACUGUCACAGGAGUGCAACUGGGGAAUUACCAGCUGCAGAUAAGUAAUCAUGAGAACUAGAGAUUGACCUUGGACCACUCAAAAUGUUGACAGGAGAAGCCAUUGUGAUGGUAUUAUGCAAGAUAAGCUACUCGCUGGAACAGCUUCAUAAGAAGACAGAUGACAUGUCUUUUAAAAUUGACAAUUUGGAUCAAAAAGUGACUAAUUGGAGUCAAAAAGUGAGCACCAACACAGAAAUAAUUCAGGACUUGGUACAAGAAUCUACUUUGGAAGGACAAAUUGUGGAGGAGAAAGAGAAAGCGGUGGUCGUUGAGUCUAAAGUAAUACAAGCGGGAUCCUCAGUCUUACAGAAGCAAAUUGAGGAUUACAAAUUGAGGCCUUCUAUGAUUGAAUCCAGAAAAAGCCAGAUUUUGAGGAUUGGAUCCCGGCCUGAACGGAAGAAGGAAAGUUGGAAGGAUCCCUCUAUGCAGAGAUCAAUUGACUUUUGGGACAUGGACUUGGGUCUGGAGGAGAUUGGAGUUCUGGGGGCCUUUGGAUCCGGAGGAAUUUUGAAACAUGUCAUGAAACAUCUUAUAGACCUCAGCUUCAACUAUGGAAAUUUGGCUGACCUGCCUGGAAGGAAUAAAAGCAUUGUUAGGUUGGAGUCUUCCCGAGAUCUGCUCUUUGGCAUUAAAGAAUAUGAAAAAGACCCGCAGAAGGGACCUGGAAAAGAGUUAAGAGCCUCGGACAUAAGCUCUCCAGGUUGAUGGACUAUAUGGAAUUGACGGAAAGGACUGGCAGAAUCCGAAACCAGGGAGAGGAGAUGGUGGAAGAAGAUUAGAUAAUUUAAAGUUUAUAAAUAGUAAUAUUGUAAAAUUAAUGAAUGAUAGAAAAAUGAUGGAAAGAAAUUUUAUGGCCUUAGCAGAAAUGUUAUAAGGAGUUAAGCAUAUAUAAGUAUUUUAGUUUUAAUGACAAAAAAUAUGUUAAGAUAUUUAUAAUAUGACAGAAAAUAGAGAAAGAUGGAAAGGAUUUGCUGAAACAAUUAAUAGAAGUGGAAUACAAAAAGGGAGGUGAGAGGAAGUCGAGGAAACAAGGGAAUGAAUGAUAGAGUAUGGAAAAAGUGUGAUGUAUGUUUUUAAAUGGUUAUUGUUUUGUUUUGUUUAGGGUUAAGGUGGGUUAGGGUUUUGUUUAGUGUAGUUUAAUAUGUUUAGGUUGUGUUUUGUAUUGUUUAUAUAUUGUAUUGUAUUUUUUUUCUCUUUUUUAUGUUUUUUCUCUUUUCUCUUUUCUCUUUUUCUUUUCUUUUUCUGUAACUUUUAAAAGCAAUAAAUAUUAUUUGAAAAAAAAGGAAAAAAAAGAAAACUUGCUUCCCAAUUAACUGAGGGACCUUUUUUCCCCUGUUGUUGUCAUCAUCUGACCUCCCCUGUUUUGCUUUCUGAAAUAUACUCGGAGUCGAGAGUGGAUUUCAUGCUCUUUAUUCAGCUCAUAGCAGUGAGGAGGAAUGGAAGUUCCCCCAGAAUAUCUGCUUUAUAUACAUUAUUUACACAAUGGGCCCCCCGGGAUUGGCUAAUUCCGGGAUUCUCCUGUAGGCCAACCAGGUUGUGGAUUCACUUCCACCUGGAGCUGGAUUGGGUGUCUCCUGUGGACCAAUCAGACUACUGCGUUUUGGAUCCUAUUGUUCUAGGACCAAUCAGACUGCUGCAAUUUGGAUCCUAUUCAACUCAGUACUUAACACUUUCCUUCCUUCAUUUGUGUUUCAGGUGCAGCACUUGACGGGCGCAAUUUCACACCUGGUGUCUGGCUUCCUUUUACCACAUCAGAACCGUAAGGACGAGCGGUGGCAGGUUGGGAGGGAAGGGAGGCAAUCUAUACUGCACAGGGUCCAGCGAUGAUCUUCCCUGUCUUGCUGCUGGGGCCUGGCCACCCGGGGGGGUCGUUCACUGGACUGCUGCAUGAUGUCCACAGCCAUGGAAAACAUGAAGUCACUUUGAUUCCUAUGCACAAAGACAGAUGUGCACAUCAGUCCAACGCUGCCAGGUGAAAAGUCUCCAGAACAGGGCAGGGAAAUGCAGCUGUUUUCUAGACAGGCUUCAGGAAUUGCAUUGUAUGAACUUGCCUGAACCAACACUUCUGGACUCAAGUGCAGGUUGAAAUUUAAGGAAUGUCCCACCACUUUCUCCCAGGAAAACCUGCUCUUUACUGCCAAAUUAGAGCAAACAUCAGUCAGUUUUUCUGUGAAUUGAGGUUUGUUCUGAUUCAGUGCUAAAGAGUGGGGUUUGCCAGGAAAGUGGACGGGCAAAGGCAACACCGCUCAGAAAAGUGCUUGGCCCCCUGCUUUCUAGGCAAGGGACUAACAGAAGUAAGGAGGAGCCCAUACUUAGUCUCCAGAUUUGGCACUUACUGAAUGUUGCGCUGCAAUUCCUGGCUCAAAAUGUGCUUGAAAUGCAUCCAGAAAUACAUACAUUGCCAGAAUUAUUUUUUUGCAGACUUCAAAUUUAUUUUUUAUUUUUUUUGCAGAUGAAUGCACAGACAGAAUAGUCUUAUGAAGGAACACACAUGAAUAUAUAUAUAUAUAAUUAAUUAAUAUAAUUAAUAUAAAAAUGGCACAGAGGAGUAAUAGAUUGAUUUGCCCCUUCUCCCAAUCUUCAUCCUCCUCUCUCUUUCCUUGGGGCAUUGACUUUUUGAUCAGGUUGCCUGUUAAAUCAUUCUGAUUAAAAAUAAUAAUUAUCACAGUGCCCCUGGCUGUUCAGUCAUAUCAUUUGACUGAUCUGUGGCCCUGCUAACAAAGGUUUAUUUAUUUCAUGAAAUUUGCAAAUUGCUUGAUAGUACCAAAACAAACAGACAGACAGAAAGCUCACCCUGUGUCCAAUGCAAUGUGUGAAAAGGGCGAUUGCAUCUGUUCUCUUUCAUGUCCCCAGCACUCAUGAGAUUUUUCUCUUUCAGAUUUGCUGGCAGAAGGCUUCCCGUUGCCUCUGGUGCAACAGCUUGGCAUCGACCAUCUCAAUGCUGCCCCUGGCCAGGUAAGGAUGCUCUAGUCCAGUGGUCCCCAAACUUUUCCACCCCCUUGGUUCCAUAAGGACCCCUGCCCUGUAAAAAGCAUUAUCCAGAACAGCGGUUUGCACAACCCACUAAGGAAGAUAAUAACAGAAGAAAAUUCGAAACGGCAACAAUUAUCCAUUGACACACACUAUAUUCAAAAUCCAAUGGUUCUACUAAUUCCAAAAAAAAUGAUGAAUCGAGUGAUGCCAGCUUCUCAAAGUCUGUUAGUCAUUUAAACAUUUCUCUUUUUUAAAGGGAAAUUCCCUUAUUCCUAAUAGGAUUCCUUACAAGAAAAGGGAAAAGUUGACAGCUAUGCAUUUAAAUCUCCAGCGCCUUGUGGAGCAAAACGGCUGUGAGCUGCUCUUGGGAACCCACAUGCCAUAGCCAAGAAGAAAACAGGCUUGAAAUUGUGGCCAGUAAUAUCCAAGGCAACAUGAUGACCAAAUGCAAUGAUACAAUAUCAAUAGACACUCUUUAUAUAAUAUGAAAUAUAUGAAAUCACAUAAACAUAAAACUUGUGAAUCUCUGAAAGUCACCAAAUAUGCAUUCUUAAUGCAAUGUACCAGAUUCUUAUCUGGUGAAAACAGGUUUAGAGAUUUGUUUAUGGUGUCCAACACCGCUGAAGUAGUUCGCAAACAGACGUUGUGAACAGUGAUUCUGGAUAUACCCACUGAUACAUUGCUUCUUUCAGAGACUUGCAUAGUCUUCAAAGACUUUCAGAGACUUAUAAGACUUAGGAUUAUUUAGUUUUAUGUUUUCAAGAGAAUCCAUUAAGAGUGCAUAUUUUGUGACUUUCAGAGAUUCAUAAGUUUUCUGUUUAUGUGAUUUCAUAUAUUUCAUAUUAUAUAAAGAGCGUACAGUUGUAUCUCGGGUUACAUACACUUCAGGUUACAUACGCUUCAGGUUACAGACUCCACUAACCCAGAAAUAGUACCUCGGGUUAAGAACUUUGCUUCAGGAUGAGAACAGAAAUUGCGGUGUGAUGGCAGCGGGAGGCCCCCUAAGCUAAAGUGGUACCUCAGGUUAAGAACAGUUUCAGGUUAAGUACGGACCUCCGGAACGAAUUAAGUACUUAACCUGAGGUACCACUGUAUAUUGAUAUCGUAUCAUUGUAUUUGGUCAUCGUGUUGCCUUGGAUAUUACUGGCUAUUGUUUGCAACACAGGGGUUAAAUUGUUUGGUUACUUGAAAUUAUGGCCAGCAUUAACGCGACUGUCUUCCUUUUCACAGAACGCUCUUCUGCUCUUCGCUCCCCCACUGGCUUCCUGAAUGUGGGGGUCAAGAUCCUCACCUGAAUCGAGGGAAGGAUCCUGGAACAAAAUGGAUAACGCUGCUGCUGCUGCUUCCCUUCCCUUCCCCCUUUACGCCUCUGCUUUCGUAGGAUUGUAGGAUGGGAAGAGACCCCGAGGGUCAUCUAGUCCACCCCCUGCAAUGCACGGGUCACAACUGAAGCACCCCUGACGGGCAGAGCUUUGGACCUCUGGAGCCUGUGACAUCCCUUGGCUCUCUGCUUCAGGGGCUCGAAAGCAGCAAUGGAUCCUUUGCAACGCGAUUUCCGGAGCUAGAUUUGCCUCCUUCCAUUUGGGAAUGGCACAAAUGUCAAAGCUAAAAGUGUUGGCACCUGAGUCUUGAGACCACGGGAAAUCCCGUAAGGCUGGAGUCAAAUCUGCCUCUUGGGAAACCUUGCCUUGAAUGUCUGUUGUUUGAAAGCAGUGGAGUGUUUGGCCCAGAGUCUUUUUGCAGGGUUCCCUCUGUGGAUUGCUAAGAUGUUCUGCUUGCUUAUCUUGCCUUGAUAAUAAAACAUUUCUCUUCAC
This is a messenger RNA of Podarcis lilfordi (Lilford's wall lizard), 18410 nucleotides long. Lineage: Eukaryota; Metazoa; Chordata; Lepidosauria; Squamata; Lacertidae. The record is from the annotation of a GenBank genome assembly.